Haemonchus placei is the source of this 1287-nucleotide messenger RNA. The record is from the annotation of a GenBank genome assembly. NCBI's taxonomy places the organism in Eukaryota, Metazoa, Nematoda, Chromadorea, Rhabditida, Trichostrongylidae.
AUGGCAACGCUUGACCCGGAAGAAAUUGAAAAACGACUUAAAAGGGAUCGCGUUAUUAUAAUUAAACGCCCGGAACAACGACCGAAUCCGAAUAUAAGACAGUAUGAGCAAAGAAGAGAAGAGCUAAAAAAGCUCGCAGCUGAAAGGAAACACAGGAUCUAUAUGGAGAAAGACCUUCGGGACUUUCCAUACAGGAAGGAGAUUUUUUCUCCAAAUAUGAAAAAAGAUCUAGCUUGCGCGUUUUGCGAUGUCGAAGGCGAGCACUUUUCCGACUCCUGUCCGAGAUAAAUAAACGGAAACCGCAGAUGGAGUAUAAUUCGGGAAACAAGACUUUGCAAAUAUUGUCUAGCCCAAUGUGGCAAACGGGAAGACUGUGGAACGAAGAAGAAAAAAUGCUAUUAUUGUGGUCGCGUAUCUGGUACCUACUUCGAAUACCUCAUCCCUAGAGAAGGCCAUCAUACAGCAUUAUGUAAUAUUCCCGACGCUAAGGAAGAGGCCCCAAGAAAUCUGGAAGAUACCAAGAAAGAUUUAUUCGAACUUGAAGAAGAAAAAAGAUUGUGCGCAAUGAGCACGUGACCUAGUGCGCGGGAAACCGCGCUAUAUAAGGGCAGGAAUGAAAGACAUCCUCAGAUAUAUUCUCUCUAUUGUACGCGUAUUGCACUAUCGAUCGUAUAACUGCUCGUAAUCUAUUCUGCUGGCACAUAUCUUCUCCUACUUGAAGUGUAUGUUUUUAUCUUGCUAACCAUUAGAUAAAGCCUAUUAUCUAAAUGUUGGUGUUUGAGGGGACUCGAGUUAUUGUGGUCGCGUAUUAGAAAUCCGCGUGGCAGGCUUAAAUACUCGCGUAAUAAGAAUCGAGACACCCUCACCAACAGCUCGGCUGUUGGUGUUCCUAAAAAAUAUUCAUGGCUCCCAUGAGACCACAAACAAAAUGAUGGUUACUACAGCAUUGUCAGGGCUUUGGCUCAGAUGGAAAACGACUGAAACGAAACAGAAGCUCAUGCGGCUCUAUUCUUUAUUUCUAGAACCCCCGCGCAUAGCGUGACCAACCAGUUACCUGUUAAAUGCAUGAUAGCGGGUGUGAUAGUAUACACCUGGGGUGCGCCACCAUAGUGGAAAGCUUAUCCAUCAAAGAAUUAUUAGAGUGUCUGAAUGUGCUGAGACCCUAGAUCCUGUCACUUGUUAACAGGGGAACUAUUCACUGAUCUCCAUCUCUGAAAAUUUGCGCCGCAUCCCACGUGAAAUCAAAUGAACACUGAGCUUUACGGGGAAUAAAUGAAAGAGCCUUAA